Molecule: messenger RNA, 2661 nt
Organism: Tilletiaria anomala UBC 951
Lineage: Eukaryota; Fungi; Basidiomycota; Exobasidiomycetes; Georgefischeriales; Tilletiariaceae
Exons: 1
Coding region: 1-2661 (886 amino acids)
Source: RefSeq, a predicted model, not a curated record
AUGCCCGAGCCAGCGGUUCUGAGAGUGCGGCCGGAUGAGCGACAAAGUAGUACAAAAGAUUCUACAUCACUUUGGCCAGGCUCUGGACUCGUAUCAGCGGACUCGGUCUUACCCGGAUCCCGCUCCAAGCUCGUCCCACCCGCCGCUUCUGGGACAAGAAAACCGUUGGAUCGAUCGGACAUGACGGAGUCACACAGCAGCGCCAUCUCCAAGCGCAGUUGUGAUUACAGCGCUGUGGGCUCCGAGAUGAGUGCGAGAACGAAAAGCGGCGCCAACACGAGUAUCACGCUUGCCCUUCAUCUAAUCGCUCUUCCAUCGUCGCUGACGGCUCGACUUCCGACCACAUCCAGUCUCGCAAGCUGGCUUUCGGGAACGCCAGCUCUCAAUGCGGCACAGCAAAAUGAUCCAUCAAUCAGCACCCCUUCGGACAAUGCUCGUUCGACCGACGACGAGGACGAUAUGCCUGUGCGCAGGGGCUCGCGACCACGGAGCAGAAGCAGCAGCAGCAUCGCUUCCCCUGCUUCGAGGUCUAUUGCCUUUCGACGUCCAUCAGUAGCGCCUUUUCGCAGUCGCCUCGAGGAGCUGCAGGAUGUCUCCGGCAUAGCAGAGUCUUCGUCUUCUUCGUCUUCGGACUCCGACUCGCCCCCUACAAGCAGCUCCAGGAGAUGCAAACCCAGAGUUGACGGACAUCGACGUGCCAGCUCGGCAAAUAGUGCCGACAGCACAAACAGCUCUCCAUGCAAACGCCGUGCAACGCUGUCGUCAACUGGUGCUGCAAAAGAGCUUCGUGUUACUGCAGAUCACCGCACGAUCGAAGAGACUCUCCAGGCAUUAGCUGCGCCCAGUCGCUUUCCUGGACUUGCCUCGACCUCGACUCCCCUUCGAAAUGCGCCAAGAAGACCUUUCCUCGGCGACGCUUACGAGGACUACUCAGCGUUCUGCCCUCGUCAAUUGACGCACUCACCGACCCGAAGUGUGCGUGUGAUGCCAACGCUUGACGAAAAGUCAACCCCUGUGGAUCGUGGUGUAUUGCGCAACUUUGACACCAGCUCGCCGAAACGGCGCAGCAGACACACCAAACAUCCCACCGUUACGCCAUCCAUAUCUUCGACCCGCACUUCGCUGGUGAAUGGUACAGAGCUUCCAGGACUGGGACUGCUCGCUCCUCCUCGCUCGACAUCAGCCGUCACACUCGUUACCGCAAACUGCCUCGAUCACGUCGAGUAUGACAAGCAGCGUCCUCGCAUCACCAUGCGCUUCCGCGAUCCAUGGCACCCCGACCAUAAGCCCUCGCCUCUGCAACACCCAGGUUCGCCCGCAUCAAUCUGCAGCGUGCCGCUCCUCACCAUUAGCGGGGCGAACAGCAGUCCGACUUGCAAGAAUGACGUUUUGCCCAACACGCCACGCGGCAGCUUGAGCCUGCGUCGCAAGCGACACGCCACCGCAUCCGAUGUCCCCAGUCUAGUAUUCUCGGGGCCUUGGCUGGACACCGGCACCUGCUCGCGAGCCGAUUUUACGCCUUCUGGAUGCGUCCGCUCUUUGCCACGCCUUGCACACUCGUUGACCAUGGACGGAAGCCUGGACUCGCUCCUUGCAGGUAACUCAGAGGGAGACGUCCACGCGAACGCUCGAACUUCCCUACAAGCGUCUCGUCUCCGCGAGAUGGAAGGCAGGCUUUGCGGCUUGUACGCGGAACGUGGCAUGAACAAGUUGCCUUCACCGUCGCCGUCACGCGCUACUCCUACGAGGUCUGCGCAGCGUUUCAUCCGCUCUCAGAGUGUAGCUUCUGUGUGGCCCUCUCUCAUGGCGUCUUCAGCUGUUGGCGUUCGUGAAGCCGGCGCCCCCCCUUUGUCAUGCAAUACAAGCUCGCCCCUUGGCUCGCCUCGAGCUGCUGCUGCUGCCGGAACAUCAGCAUCGUCUCUCGGUCGCAAUCGCGGCUGGACAGACGCAAAAGAUUCCGAGGGCACUGUCGGUCUGCCGCCGCUCAGUCCUACUCUCCAAGGUGCCUUUGGCUUCGGUGAAGGACGUAGUAGACGGCGACCGACGCAUGCGCGGAUGAGAAGUGCGAAGCGAUUCGAGGACCUGCAGAUCGACGUUGGUCUCGCCAAAGCAAAUCAAGCCACUCUGGAGCGCCGGCCACCACUUUUAGCGCACCGGCAAGGUCAUUCUGACUAUACCUCGGAGGCGGGGCAUAUGCGUCCGUCUUCGUCUUGCACGAGGCAAGCGCCGUUCUUCCCCUUCUCGCCUCAGCUGCCGGAUGGCGGCGCAUCUGACUUAGAGACGCCGCCGCUUAGUGCGGCAUCCGCUUCGAGCAUGUCUUCAGAGUCAGACGCCGAGAGCAGCAGCGGUAGCGGUAACGAGUGCAGCCCUCAUCCUGCCUCUGUGCUCGCAUCGGGCUCAGGAUUCUUAGGGACGCUCGGGGCGAAGCCACCGUCGGCGCUUAGGCUCGCAGUAAAAGGCGUGGCGGAAGAUGUGGCCAGCUUAGAGGAGGCGCUGCUGAUCGCCACAUUGGGACCUGCUGCCGGCCGGAAUCGUCGCUCAUCCUCUUUUUCAAAGGACAGCAUGAAGCUCAAGGUCGUUCGCGCAUCACUCGUCGCUCCGCCUGACUUACGCGGCACAACUAUGAGCCGUCACCGCAGCCUUGCAGAUGACUGCGAAUAG